AUGUCGAGAAUCACUGCAUGCCUCUUGACUGUGUUCUUCGUCUUCGCCACUAUUUCGUCAGCAAAGAAGAACCUCAUAGUCGACACCGACCUAUUCAGCGAUUGCGACGAUGCCGCGGCUCUUCUCCUCGCCGCCACAUCUCCAGAAGUCAACCUCCUAGGAGUUAAUAUCAACUCCCAAUCCUCAUAUUCAGUGCUAGCAGCUUCGGCGAUUCUCAACCAUUAUGAUCACGCUGACGUACCCGUCGGUGCCCGGCGACCGCUUAACGAUGUCCCAUUCUUCGACAGCUGGGCCAAGCGGGCCGGCGAAUUCGCGAGCAAGCUAGCGACGUAUUGGUCGAAAAGAAUCUCCGACGCCGAGGAAGCCUGGGACCCCGUCGACCUCUACCGCAAGCUACUCUCCGAAGCAGAAGAUGACUCUGUCACGAUAGCCUCCAUCGGCUUCCUGCACAACCUCUCCGGCCUCCUCAACUCCACGGCAGAUGCCCGGUCCCCGCUUUCCGGCCCCGAAUUAGUCGAGACCAAGGUCAAGGAGCUCGUCGUCAUGGGCGGGGACUACCCAAACGGAUUUGAAUUCAACUUUUGGGGCGAUGACCCCUAUCAGACAGCACAUGUAAUCCACAACUGGACAACUCCCAUUGUCUACGCCGGUUUCAAGCUCGGGGGCUCAGUUCGCUCAGGCGGUCCUCUCAUGGCGCACGGACCCAAGACUGACCCUGUACGGGCGGCGUAUAUACUCUACACGUAUUACCAGCCGCAGUGGUCUUUCGAUCCCGUUGCGAUGCUUUAUGCUGUGGGGGGACUCGGCGAGUAUUUCAAGUUUGGUAACGAGUACGGAUACAAUACUGUCACUCUAUAUGGAGAAGGCAAGUGUAACGGUUGUAAUGUCUGGGUGUACGACAAGAACGUUACGAGUCAGCACUGGCUUGAAAUUACAGUCAGCCCCGACAAGCUCGGCGAGGAGCUGGAUAGACAGUAUUUGCAGGGAGCACGGUCUUCCAAGAGAUCUUCCGACCCUAUUGGAAUUCUCCCCAAGUUUGGUGAUUGCAGAGUCGAGCAAGCUCAGGAGCCACCAGAAAGAGUGGAGUUAUGA
This is a messenger RNA of Colletotrichum abscissum, 1092 nucleotides long. RefSeq names its product inosine/uridine-preferring nucleoside hydrolase. The transcript has 2 exons. Gene Ontology annotation, molecular function: hydrolase activity, hydrolyzing N-glycosyl compounds. The record is from RefSeq and is a predicted model, not a curated record. NCBI's taxonomy places the organism in Eukaryota, Fungi, Ascomycota, Sordariomycetes, Glomerellales, Glomerellaceae. Bases 1 to 1092 code for a protein of 363 amino acids.